GCAUGGAAAAACCGGACCCAUCGUCAAAACCCCGGCCUAACCCUAGGUCCCUAGCCGCAAUCGCAGUGGUGUUUGGGGGAGUUAGCCGGAGGCUUUUCCCCGCCAGACAUGGAGGAGCUCAAGACGGCGGAUCUCGCAGGCCCGCUGGAGCUCUUCCCUCCCGUCGACUUCUGCUGCGUUUAUGGCUCCGCUCUCCUUCCCAAUAAUAAUGACAAGAAUUCCAUGGUGGAUUACAUCUUGGGUGUACCAGAUCCCAUCAAAUGGCAUUUGGAAAAUUUGGAAAGGAACAGACGCCACUACUCGACGUGGAUGGUGCGACUCGGCCCGAGAGCGAUUACUCGGGUUGCAGAUGGGAUAGGUGCGGGAGUGCACUUCAAUCCCUUUGUGGAGUGGAGAGACAAGGUUCCUUUGGUGCUAAAUUUAACAAAAAUAAAGUAUGGAGUGGUGCGAAUGCAUGACUUGGCUAUGGAUAUACUUACUUGGGAUAGGUUCUACUUGAGCGGCCGUUUGCAGAAACCUGGUCAUGUUGUUAUCGAUAAUUGGGAUGUAGAAAAGGUCAACUUGAUUAAUCUGAAGAUGGCAAUUUCUGCUUCACUGCUCCUUUUGCCACCUGAAUUUACUGAGGAAGAUCUAUAUGCUAAAAUUUGUAGUCUCUCAUAUAUGGGUGAUUUGCGGAUGCUGUUUGCAGAGGACAAGAAUAAGGUCAAAAAGAUUGUUGAGGGAAGUUUUAAAUUAUUCCAGUCAAUGUAUAAGCCCCUAAUACAAGAGCAUGUGUUUGAUGGGUUGCUGAGCACUUCACCUCAUGGCAAACAGGCAGCAUUUAAACAGGACUUUUGUUUAUCAGCAACAAGUUCUCUGUUCUCUUCUCUUCCUUGGACAGUCCAGCGUCGAAUUAGUGGAAAUUAUGAAAGUGAAUCAGGCACAAUGACACCCCAGAUUGCUGUUUCUUCAAGAGAGGUGGCUGCUAAGUGUGUCAGGAAAGCUUUGAGACGGUUAGUUAUGGUUUCAAGUGCCAGGCAAGCAGUAUCUGGUGUACUUGCUGCUGGGGGAGUAAAUGCUGCUCGAUAUCUUGGAAAGAAGAUAUCCAAGGCUUGGAAAUCUAGAACAUCUUGAUCGAAGUUCGUUCAUGUGCAAAGAAUGUUUUGAUAAUUUCAGUGGUCAUCAAAUAUUGUGGUCAUCAAAUAUUGGAUGAAGUUAAAAAGUUAAGGUAGUGGGAAUAGAUACAUUAUAAAACGUGCACAUGGAAUUUUGAUUUACACCUUGUAUAUUAGAUGGAAAAAUCAGUGAUUUUGCAAUAAAGGAUUUACACACUUGAAAUUUUGAAUUUUGAUUCUGCAAUGGGAUUUGACCC
Messenger RNA from Elaeis guineensis (African oil palm), 1351 nucleotides. RefSeq lists its product as uncharacterized. The record is from RefSeq and is a predicted model, not a curated record. Gene Ontology annotation, cellular component: mitochondrion. Gene Ontology annotation, molecular function: phosphatidate cytidylyltransferase activity. Gene Ontology annotation, biological process: cardiolipin biosynthetic process; CDP-diacylglycerol biosynthetic process. Lineage: Eukaryota; Viridiplantae; Streptophyta; Magnoliopsida; Arecales; Arecaceae.